Molecule: messenger RNA, 858 nt
Organism: Wickerhamiella sorbophila
Lineage: Eukaryota; Fungi; Ascomycota; Dipodascomycetes; Dipodascales; Trichomonascaceae
Product: ER membrane protein complex subunit 2
Exons: 1
Coding region: 1-858 (285 amino acids)
Biological process (GO): protein folding in endoplasmic reticulum
Cellular component (GO): EMC complex
Molecular function (GO): protein binding
Source: RefSeq, a predicted model, not a curated record
AUGGGCAUUGAGAAGUUUCUAUUCAGAUGUGCUAGGGAGGCAAGCUACUAUACGCUGGAGCCUGAAAGAUUAGAGCGCUUGUACAAGCUUAGUUCUUCAUUUGUCGACAGUGGCUACAAGGGGGUUUCGGACACUGAAUACUAUACUAUUCUUGAGCAACAUUUCUACUUGAGCAUUCUUACUGAGCGUGAUAACGAUGCAAAGCUUGCUCUACAACGGAUAGUUGACAAAUUCGGAUCGGAAGGCUCUCGGGUGUCGAUUCUUCGGGGCGUGUAUGCACAAGCGACGUUCACCCCCGAUAAGUUCACCGAGUUUGUCAAAAAGGAAAGUAGAGACGGAGAUUUGGCGACUCUGGAGUUUGUGAGUUUCAAGACCGACGGCAAAUGGACUGAAUAUACCGCAAGGCUCGUUGAGCUACUGGACAAGGAUCCAACUAGUGGCGAGACAUGGGCCGAACUUGGUGAAAUCUACGCAAUCGCCGGCAAUUUCUCCGAAGCAAUCAAGGCGUUUAGCCAGGUUCUGGUGGUAUACCCCUACGCGUACAAUAUUUUUGCCCGGAUUGGAGAGCUCCUACAUUCACAAGCUACCACAGUUAAAGAUGGUAUUCAAGUCUCAAUGGACCAGAUGUCCGAAUCAGUGGCCAAUUUUUGCCGGAGUGUCGAGCUUUGUCCGUCCUACAUCCGUGGCUGGGCGGGUAUUUAUGUUGUAUGCACCAAGCUCCUGCAGUGGCCGAAACUUGCUGAGCAAGAACUGUACAAAAAGCUUCAAGAAAAGGCCAAAGCAAAGCUAGAAGCACUAGCCAAGAAAGGCAAUGCACGCAAUCCAGAAGUAGCAGCGGCAUUGGAGAUUUUGAAGUAA